Molecule: messenger RNA, 1036 nt
Organism: Hirundo rustica (Barn swallow)
Lineage: Eukaryota; Metazoa; Chordata; Aves; Passeriformes; Hirundinidae
Gene: ECHDC2
Product: enoyl-CoA hydratase domain containing 2
Exons: 10
Coding region: 106-846 (246 amino acids)
Biological process (GO): fatty acid beta-oxidation
Cellular component (GO): mitochondrion
Molecular function (GO): enoyl-CoA hydratase activity
Source: RefSeq, a predicted model, not a curated record
CCCGCGGCGCGGCGCGGGGCGCGGGGCCGGGCGGGCGCGGCCGGGGCGCCGCGGGGCUCGGAGGUGCUGCUGAGCGCGGCCGGCGGCGGUAUUGCUGAAAUCCUAAUGAACCGACCCCACGCGAGAAAUUCACUGGGAACAGUAUUUGUAAAUGAACUGUUCAGUGUUCUGGAACAGCUCCGCUUCGAUGAGCAGGUGCGUGUGGUGGUGUUCAAGAGCCAGGUGAAAGGAGUGUUCUGUGCAGGAGCAGAUUUAAAGGAACGUGCAAAGAUGGAUGAUGCAGAAGUUGGACAGUUCGUUAAAAGACUGAGAAAUCUUAUGGAUGAAAUAGCCGCCCUGCCCGUGCCCACGAUCGCCGCAAUCGAUGGCUACGCCUUGGGCGGUGGAUUGGAGCUGGCCCUGGCCUGUGACCUGCGAGUAGCAGCUUCAUCAGCUAAAAUGGGCCUUAUUGAGACCACACGAGGACUUCUGCCUGGAGCAGGUGGAACCCAGCGCCUGCCCAGAUGUGUUGGAAUAGGUCUUGCAAAGGAACUCAUUUUCACUGGCAGACAGAUUGAUGGAGAACAGGCGGCCUCCAUGGGGCUGGUCAAUCACUCAGUGCCACAGAACAGCGAGGGAGAUGCAGCUUACCAGAGAGCUUUAACUCUGGCUAAAGAAAUCCUGCCCCAGGCACCGUUUGCUGUGAAAAUGGGAAAACUGGCAAUAAACAAAGGAAUGGAGGUUGACAUUGCAUCAGGGAUGGCUAUUGAAGGGAUGUGUUAUGCCCAGAAUAUUCCCACCAGAGACCGUCAGGAAGGGAUGGCUGCCUUCAGGGAGAAGCGACCACCUCGGUUCACCGGCAAAUAACGCUUUCUGCUUCCCCUUGAGCUUUUGGAGAUAAAGCAGGACUGAGGAGGAUCCACUCAUUUCUUAGGAUUAUUUUUAUGACACCAUUCUGUGCACUUAACUCCUAGCCUAGGACUGCACUUCUGACUUACUGCACUGGAUCAUUUUUCUGUAUGAAUCUCCAAAUAAAGAUUUAACUUUAUACACCUGA